This is a messenger RNA of Metarhizium brunneum ARSEF 3297, 330 nucleotides long. RefSeq lists its product as uncharacterized. The record is from RefSeq and is a predicted model, not a curated record. Lineage: Eukaryota; Fungi; Ascomycota; Sordariomycetes; Hypocreales; Clavicipitaceae.
AUGGGGUGGUUCUCUGAUGAUUCCGACCAGGCCCAAGCCUACAAUGACUACAACAACAACGGGGUUGACCAAAACCAACCGCACCUCUCUCACGAACUAAUCGCGGGCGCUGCUUCUUACGAGGCCGCCAAGGCGUAUGAGAAUCACUGUGCGGAAAACGGCCAGCCAGGAUCUCACGCAGAGGCGAAGGAAAUCAUGUCCGGAUUCGCGGGCGCCUUCAUCGACCGAGAAGUCGAGUCAAAAGGCAUGGACUUUAUAGACGCCGAGAAGGCCAAGUACCAAGCCCAGCAGCACAUCGACAAUGUGCCCGCAGAUCAAUUGGGAUAUUAA